Molecule: messenger RNA, 3013 nt
Organism: Amyelois transitella
Lineage: Eukaryota; Metazoa; Arthropoda; Insecta; Lepidoptera; Pyralidae
Gene: SiaT
Product: beta-galactoside alpha-2,6-sialyltransferase 2
Exons: 5
Coding region: 148-1539 (463 amino acids)
Molecular function (GO): sialyltransferase activity
Source: RefSeq, a predicted model, not a curated record
GUUGCUUAGUAAUAUGGUUGUGAUAUUAUAGUUUUAUUAUAUGAUUUGAUGUUUUAAUAAAAAUCGUGAACUUCCACGUAACCAUCUUAUACGUAAAAAGAUCCAAUAGUGUGAUAGUUGUACAAUUUCAUUUAGAAGGUUGUAAACAUGAAAGCCGCUGCUAUGUCCGUCUGGGUUUUUAUCAACCUGAUUUGUUUCGGAAUGUGCGGUUAUCUAUAUUUGAUAUGGUCGCAGUAUUGGAUGUAUAUAGCGAAACAAAAGCUGUUUAAUAAAUCACCAGAAAUUCCACAGAAAACCAUUUCAGUGUCGAAUUACGAGGAUACAUACGCCGAGUAUAAAGUGCCUACGAAUUUUUCAAGUUUGAGAUUAGAGCCUAAUAAAAAGAAUCGAAGGUCUGCCAUCGCUGGCUUGUGGGGAAGUCAGCAAAUUACUCAGCCCUCAAUAAAGUUCGCUGGGUCCAUCAUCCGUCCGUCGAACAACGUGGUGAGGAAGAGUCAAGGCAGUCCUCGUUUUCCAAACAUACACACGCCUAUCUUAGAGUUCGAUAGCGAUAAGUAUAUCUGUGAUGAAAUGGACACGUCGGAGUGCGAAGCGCAAACAAGAGAAUUCAAAGAAUUACUUCUCAAGGAAUUCCACCGAGUGUUGAUGGGUGAUAGCAAAGUGUUUAAGUCUGGAUUGGAUUCGCAUAACUCCUACAAUGUCAAGUAUAAAGGCGAUCAUAGGAAGGAGGUUACUAAACAAGAAGUCUUAUGCAGUUUAAAGCGGGUGCAGGUGCGGACUGUAACUUCGAAGGAUGAACCAUUCCGACGUUUGGGUUUCAACAUACCUGGUGCUCCGUUGCUGCAGUCCCGAGCUUUCAAUACGUGCGCAGUCGUAACAAGUGCUGGAGCUCUUUUAGGUUCACGGUUAGGCGAAUUUAUAGAUUCCCAUGAUAUGAUCCUGCGGUUUAACAACGCGCCGACUGUAAACUAUACUGAAGAUGUUGGGUCCAAAACUACGUUCAGAAUACUAAAUUCUCAGGUUGUGACUAAACCAGAAUUCAAAUUUUUGGAAGACGCCCUGUAUAAAGAUGUUUCAAUUUUAAUAUGGGAUCCCGCAAAUUUUUCCUCGUCGUUAGAAGACUGGUAUCGAAAUCCCGAUUUUCCACUUUUUCCAGUUUAUAAAAGAUUACUCGAAGAAAGACCAGACGCCGACGUCCACCUGCUUCGGCCGCAAGUCCUGUGGGAUCUGUGGGCCGUGCUUCAAGACGCUUCUUCUUAUAGACUGAGAAGAAACCCUCCAUCGUCGGGGUUUAUAGGUAUAUGGUUAUCUCUUCAGCGUUGCAAGCGAGUCCGUGUAUUCGAAUACGUGCCAUCCGUACGCGCGACCCGCCGUUGCCACUAUCACGUGGCGCGCGACGACACGGCCUGCACCCUGGGCGCUUGGCAUCCUCUCGCCCAAGAAAAGGCUCUUGCUGAACGCAUCAGAGACAAUUCCGACAUAGAUGUGUUUCAGAAAGGCUAUAUUGAUAUUCCCGGCCUAAGCAACGUUGAUUGUUAAUGUAGCGGGAUGACAAGGCCUGCACACUAGACGCGUGGCGCCCAGACAAAGCCCAGAAAAAGAUUCUUAAUAGAACGUAUCAAUCAGAAAUAAUUCCGACAUAGAUUUGUUUUGGAAAGUCUUUACUGAUAUUUCCGGCCUAAUCUAUUUUACUUAUUUGAAAAAUCAACCAUGACUCAUUCGAGUUUUGCUUCGGCAUAUCCUUAGAUGGCAUAAUAAAAAUUGUACAGUUUCCCUCUAUGUUUUAGACAAGGAAAGAGUGGGAUCUUUUAUAUAGGUAUUCCAGAACGGGUGUAAUUCCAUGUAGGUAGUCCCGGAAAAAAAUGUUAGGUAUACUUGUAAGUAAACAUUACCAUAGCAUUUUAGCAAAGUAACUUCAUAUACUGAAAAGCUAAUGUCUUCCUCUAAGUAACUAGCAUUAUGGUGCCUAAAAUGUAUCGCACAAUAACUAGUGGAAUAAGUAUUAAAUAAAACAAAUCAUACAUACAUACAUACAUAUGGUCACGGUUAUAUCCCUUGCGGGGUAGACAGAGCCAUAGUCUUGAAAAGACUGAAUGGCCAUGCUCAGCUAUUUGGCUUAAUGAUAGAAUUAAGAUUAAAAUAGUGACAGGUUGCUAACCCAUCGCCCAAAAAAGUAUCCCAAGUUUGUAAGCCUAUCCCUUAGUCGCCUUUUACGACAUCCAUGGGAAAGAGAUGGAGUGGUCCUAUUCUUUUUUGUAUUGGUGCCGGGAACCACACGGCACACAAACAAAUUAAUAAUAUCUUUUAUUUCAAGACCCACCCAAAGCAUACCUACUUUUGUUAUCGUGCCGGAACAAAAAUUUAAUUGUCACUUUAUGUGAUUCAGGUAAGGCCAUGUCGGCCAUGAGAUGCCCUUGUGACUUGUAUUUUUAGCGUUUUGCUACUGAUGGUCAGUGGCCGCUGCUUGAAUACAGAUGGGUGUGCGCGGUGAUAUCGAUUAGCGAUUCAAGGCGUGCGCGCGGAAUCAGCAACAUCCGAGAUACUGCGGUGCUCCCAACGCUUCCGUCUUCUCGCUUCUCCCAUCAUCUGCAUACAACACGUCGUGCUCUACAUAAUAAAAGAUCACAUACAUUGUUGGACGCGAUUUGCAUUCCUUGUGCAGUUAGCGAUUUUGAUGGUCAGGUGUGAACUGUACAGGACAAUAAUGUUUAUCAGAAGUGAUUUAUGAUUGGGAAAAUCUAAUUCAUGUCGUUCAAUUGGCAGUCGUAGCAAAAUUGAACUUUGUUCGUAAACUUUACAGAAUUGCGUAUUUUCCUCUAAAGCAAUUUCUGGGGCAUCGCAUGGAAAUUUUCUGGAAUUCGUAAGCAUUUUGCAGCCAUGCCAGCAUUUAUGGCCAUUUGACGUAUAUUGCGCGUUGGGUAUAUUCCGCUAUGGUGUGUUUAUAUGCAAAUCAAAUAAUACAUUAAUUUACCUACUUACAAGGAAGCAUUGGAUAUGUGCCUAUUUCGUCCUA